Messenger RNA from Marasmius oreades (fairy-ring Marasmius), 1620 nucleotides. RefSeq lists its product as uncharacterized. Gene Ontology annotation, molecular function: transmembrane transporter activity. Bases 3 to 1511 code for a protein of 502 amino acids. The record is from RefSeq and is a predicted model, not a curated record. Gene Ontology annotation, cellular component: membrane. The transcript has 17 exons. Gene Ontology annotation, biological process: transmembrane transport. Lineage: Eukaryota; Fungi; Basidiomycota; Agaricomycetes; Agaricales; Marasmiaceae.
CAAUGUCGACACGUCCUUCAGUGACAAUGUCCGAAAAACACUCUCAUGGCUCAGAGGAGGAUGUCAAGGCCGAAAUCCUUCAAGCCGAACAACACUCUCCUCAUACUCGUGGCGAGCCCACCGGCUCCUGGCUCGCUGAGGAGAAGAAGUUGGUGCGCAAGCUAGACAGGCGUAUCUUGCCCAUGGCGUGCCUCCUUUACCUCUUCGCUUAUCUUGACCGAACCAACCUUGGCAAUGCAAGGUUACAGGGUCUGGAAACAGACGCACUCGGUGGGGAUAAGACCGGGAUUCUAUUCGACUGGGUCUCCUCUGCGUUCUUCUUCUCUUACAUUCUCCUCCAGAUUCCCGCGACAAUCGUGUCGAAGUUGUUCCCCCCGCGUGUUUGGCUGGCUUGUGCAGCUAUAGGCUGGGGAGUCGCUUCAACUUUGAUGUCGACAUGUUUCAAUUUUGCUGGACUGAUGACCACAAGAGUCUUCCUGGGUGUCUUCGAGGCGGGCUUCGGACCAGCCAUACCCGUGUAUUUCUCUUUGUUCUACACCAAAAGUGAAAUGGGACUCCGGAUGGCUUACUGGUUCGGUUUCGCGGCUGUGGCUGGUGCCUUUGGAGGUAUCGUGGCCUUCGGCAUUGGAGUGGCGCACGCUAGUGUCGCCAAUUGGCGUCUGCUUUUCAUCGUAGAGGGUCUUCCCGCAAUUGCACUCGGGGUCGCCACUCUAUUCCUACUGCCGAAUAGGCCCGAAAACACAAGUUAUCUGAAUGAACGGGAACGGGAACUCGCAUUGGCUCGAGUCAAUCGCGCCACCAGCUCAGACGUCGGACAAACUGUCAACAAAGCUCAUAUUGGCCUUGCUUUUCGUGAUUGGAGGAUAUACCUCGGUGGAGUCAUCUACUUUGGCUUGAACGCGUCUCUGGCGUCUACGUCCGCCUUUCUACCAACCAUCAACCAGUCAUUCGGUUACUCUCCCGCUAAGUCACAACUGAUGACCGUCCCACCCUACGCCGUAGCUGCCGUUGUCUUGACUGCUUUGUCGGCUUUCUCGGAUCGUCUACAAAGUCGAGGCAUUUUCAUGAUGAUCUCCACCGCAAUCGGAGGAGUGGGUUACCUCAUACUUCUUGUGGUGCCUACAAACAUCUCUGCGCGAUAUUUCGCAACAUUCUGUAUCACAAGUGGAACAUACACCGCCAUUGCAAUUAUUAUCGCCUGGUUCGCCCAUAAUCUUGGAUCUGAAACGAAGAAAGCCACUGGUAUACCGAUGUUCAUGGCGAUCGGUCAGUGCGGCAGUGUCCUUGGAUCCCAUCUGCUACCCAAAAUUGAAGGGCCAAGAUAUAUUAAAGGAUUUGCUGUUUGCUGCGCGCUAGAGUUCGUCGCGACCCUUUGCUCCUUCAUACUCACAAUAUCAUAUCGUAUGGAAAAUGCUCGCCGUAACAAAAAUUAUGGUGUUCCAAGUGCUGAGGAGCGGGUAGACGUCAGCGAAUUGGCUGACAAGGCUCCCACUUUCCGUUACAUUCCAUGAAAGGAUGAAGACAGGAGACGGGAUAUUGAAUAACACAAGUAUAUGACUUGUGAUUGUAUUCCAACAGGCAGUUUAGUUAUCAUAUAAUAAUAUUCAUGUUCUAUCGCCA